Entrophospora candida is the source of this 492-nucleotide messenger RNA. NCBI's taxonomy places the organism in Eukaryota, Fungi, Glomeromycota, Glomeromycetes, Entrophosporales, Entrophosporaceae. The record is from the annotation of a GenBank genome assembly.
UUUAACACAUUCACAAACAUUUUGUCUUAAAAUUAUUGAUAAAUCAUUUCAUAUUCUCGCAUCUCCAUCUCCACAAUUAUGUAAAUUAAUCCUUGACAUUAUAAGAAUAUCUUUACCUGUGCUAAAAUCAAAUCCUCAAAAAAUGGAAACAUUGUCUUAUGUUAUUCUUAGUGCAGUAGAACUUGUACAAACAAUUUCAAUUUGUUGUGGCGAAUUUUUUACUAGUCGUGUAGUAAAUGAUGUUUGGCCAAUAUUUAAAAAAUUAUUGCAACAGCAAUCAUUGAUUGAUCAAGAAUAUUUGGAAUUGAUGAAAUCAACUUUUUCAAAUUCACAUUAUUUAAAAAUAUCCAUAUUGUCAACAAUAAAAGUUAUAAUAAAUCAAGUUAAACUAUCUAAUGAGAUUUUAUGUGACAUAAUUGACAUGAUGUGGAUCUUUCUAAGUGAUCAGUUUCAUGAAGAAAUACAAGAAUUGGCAAAAGAUUUAUUUAUAGA